UUUUUUUCAUAUAAUUCUUACCGAAAAUAUUACAACGGUAUCGCGAGAUGGUGGAAUUUUUUUCUCGUUAUCAAUUUUCCUUGUUUUUUCUCCCGUCGAUUCUGUGCGGUGAAAUAUUUGCUAAUUUCAACGGUUCUGCGACGAGUACAAUGAAAAAAAAUGAAAAAAAAAAAAAAACGGUACACACUACCGAGCGAACAAUCUUAAUUGUAGUAACAAUUUACAACUCAGUUCACGUUUUAUUCAGAUAAUAUAAUGACAGCUGUUUGUUUUUUCGCGUUGUUUAUUUUUGCGGUUUCAAGAUUGCGUGAACAUCGUUAAGUGUAGUGCGGUAUUAUUCACGAGAUGGUUUUUUUUUUUCCUCUCUUCCCGUUUACUAAUCAUCGCAUGUCGAUCUAAUUAACCGAACACUGGAUUAAGAUCAAUGUAAUCAUCGUGUUGUAACUAUUAAUUGUAAUCAUGGGAUGAGAUCGUUACGGAUGAAAGUCAUUAUGACUAGGAAACGAAGUCAAGCGGAGACGAGGGACACAGAGUAUGGAACCGUAAAAUAUGAGGAAUCCGAUCCGUCCGGUUGGAAAUUUUGGAAAAAACGACGUUACAUCGUAGGAAUAUUGGCGUUUUUUGGAUUUUUCACCAGCUAUAUUCUUCGAGUAAAUUUGAGCGUCGCUAUCGUCGCCAUGACAACGAAUUAUACGAAGACAGAUUCCGAGGGAAACCUUUACUACGAGCGAGAAUUCGACUGGGAUUCGAAAUUGCAAGGUUGGAUUCUGAGCUCAUUUUUUUACGGCUACAUAACGACGCAAUUAUUCGGCGGAUGGUUGGCAGCUAAAAUAGGAGGUAAAAGAGUCUUUGGAUUGGGUAUAGCGACCACCGCUCUUUUCACCCUCAUCACUCCACCCCUGGUGCGAAUAAAUGUCUACAUCUUGAUAGCGCUUCGAGUAAUCGAAGGAAUUUUCGAGGGCGUCACGUAUCCUUGCGUGCAUGCGAUUUGGGCAAACUGGGCGCCGCCUCUGGAGCGUUCGAAAUUGGCCACGUUGGCGUUUUCGGGGAGCUUUUUCGGGACCGUCGUUGCCAUGCCGAUUUGCGGAAUAAUGGCCGAUCGGCUGGGUUGGGCGUCGAUCUUCUACACAUUCGGAGCGAUCGGUCUAUUGUGGUACGCGAUUUGGUCGUACGUCGUUACCGAUAAGCCCGAAGACGAUCCUCACAUUUCAGAGGCCGAACUCAGGUACAUAAAAAGCUCUCUAGAGGAAACGAACGACGAGGAAAUCGUUCAUCCCUGGAAAGAAAUCGUUACCUCGAUGCCCGUAUGGGCAAUCGUUGCCGCCCAUUUUAGCGAAAAUUGGGGAUUCUACACGAUGCUCACUCAGCUACCGACCUUCUUGUCGGACACCCAGAAUUUUAAAUUAGAAAAGGCCGGAUUCAUGUCCGCUCUUCCCUACCUGGCGAUGGCAAUCAUGAUUUCCGGUGGCGGUUAUUUUGCCGAUUAUUUAAGGGAGAGAAAAAUAUUGACCACCACGCAGGUACGAAAGGUGUUCAACUGCGGGGGAUUCAUCAGUCAGACGAUUUUCAUGAUGUGCGCAGCGUUCAUCAUGACCCCAUUCGCCGUGAUCGCUUGCAUAACAGUCGCGAUUGGACUCGGAGGUUUCUCUUGGGUCGGCUUCAGCGUCAAUCACUUGGACAUAGCGCCGAGACACGCGAGUAUCCUCAUGGGCUUUGGAAACACGAUCGCCACCGUGCCGGGAAUCGUUAGUCCGAUACUGACCGGAUACAUUGUACAAAAUAAGACCGCCGCCGAGUGGAGAGUCGUCUUCAUAAUAGCCGCAUCGAUUUAUCUGGGGGGUGCGAUUAUCUACGGGGUGUUCGCUUCGGGUGAAUUGCAGCCUUGGGCUGUUAAUCCGAAAACGAAGAAAGGAAACUCGUACGAUAACGCUGGGUUGGAAGUCGAUACCUUCACGAAGUGACGGGGGACGUCGGAAAAUCGAAACGAAUUAUGCGAAAUUCGAACAAAUUAUCAUAUCGUUACCAGUGUUGGACGUGAAGUACCGUUCUAAUUUUUUUAUUCUCUUUUUUUUAUAAUUUUCACUCGUCUGAAACGAACCAAUGUUCCUCCCGUUGUUCCUCGGACUCGCACGAGUCGCGAUAAUCGUUGAAGACUUUCAGCACGUCCGUUGAGGGGUUAAAGAUGUGUAACGAAAAAGUGAGAUUAUUCGUCGCUCAAAUUUUUUGUGUUUGUUUGUUUUUUUUUUUUCUUUUUUUUUUACCACUAAAAUAUUCGCCGCCCGGUCGAAUUUCGAAGGGAAUGUUUUGAAAUAAAGUAUUUAAUUUUGUUAUA
Messenger RNA from Athalia rosae (coleseed sawfly), 2332 nucleotides. It is a transcript of the gene MFS9, whose product is annotated as sialin. Lineage: Eukaryota; Metazoa; Arthropoda; Insecta; Hymenoptera; Athaliidae. The record is from RefSeq and is a predicted model, not a curated record. Bases 465 to 1961 code for a protein of 498 amino acids. Gene Ontology annotation, biological process: transmembrane transport; monoatomic anion transport. The transcript has 10 exons. Gene Ontology annotation, molecular function: transmembrane transporter activity. Gene Ontology annotation, cellular component: plasma membrane.